AUGUACGCGCCGCACCAGCAACCGCCGCCGCCGCCUCACGGGCUGCCGCCGCCGCCGCAGCAGCAGCACCAGCAGCAGCAGCCACCGCACGGCAUGGGCCAGGGCUAUGGACAGGCACCGCAGGGCUAUGGCCAGCAGGCCCCUCAGGGCUACGGCCAGCCGGCUCAGCAAGGCUACGGCCAACAAGCAGCCCAGGGCUACGGGCAGCAGCAGGCCCCGCAGGGCUAUGGCCAGCAGGCGCCACAGGGCUACGGACAGCAGCAGGCGGCGCCGCAGGGAUACGGACAGCAGCAGCAGGGCUAUGGCCAGCCGCAGGGCUACCCGGCGCGGCCGCAGACGUUCAAUCGGCACACGGGGCCGCCGCCGGGCGCCGACCCGCAGCUGUGGGGUUGGUUCAUCGCCUGUGACCGGGAUUCCUCAGGAAACAUCGACGCCAAAGAAUUGCAGCAAGCCCUUGUGAAUGGCGACUGGUCCGCCUUUGAACAAGACACGGUAAAGAUGCUCCUCGGAUUCUUCGAUCAUGAUCGCAGCGGUACGAUCACCUUCAACGAGUUCGCCGGUCUGUGGAACUACAUCAAGCAGUGGCAGGAAGUCUUCCGCCGAUACGACGCAGACAGCAGCGGUACCAUCGAUCAGAGCGAGCUCGGACGUGCGAUGACGGGAUUUGGCUACAAUCUCUCGCCGAAGCUCCUGCACCUCGUGACGGCGAAGUACAUCACUGUUGAUGGCGCCUCUGCAGGUGGCGUUCCCGUGCGCGGCAAGCCGCCUGGCAUCACCUUCGACCGUUUUACGCGUGCUUGCGUUGUGGUCAAGCACCUCACGGAGUCUUUCCAGCGCCACGACAUGCAGCGCAAUGGCAGCGCCACGCUGCGCUACGAGGACUUCCUCGAGAUCGUCCUCUCGGCGCCCUGA
Tilletiopsis washingtonensis is the source of this 912-nucleotide messenger RNA. RefSeq names its product EF-hand. Lineage: Eukaryota; Fungi; Basidiomycota; Exobasidiomycetes; Entylomatales. The coding region runs from base 1 to 912 and encodes 303 amino acids. Gene Ontology annotation, molecular function: calcium ion binding. The record is from RefSeq and is a predicted model, not a curated record. The transcript is spliced from 9 exons.